AUGGGGCUUUGUAUACACCCGGCAGCAGAAAGAGCAAAUGCUGCAGCAGCAGCAGCAACGGGAGAAACAGCAGCAACCGCAGCAGCAGAAACUGCAGCAGCAGCAGCAGCAGCAGCAGCAAUUGCAGCAGCAGCAGCAAAUGGAGCAGCAACAGCAAGUAAUGCUGUUGCAUCAGCAGCAACAGCUGAGAUACCUGCAGCAGCAGCAGCAGCAGCAGCAGCAAAACGCAGGUCGGCCACCAACAUCAGCAGCAAUAUCAGCAGCAGCAGCAGCAUCAGCAGCAGCAGCAGCAGCAGUAACGCUGCAACAACAGCUGCAGCAAGAGUAGGAGCUGCAGCAGCAGCAGCAGCAGCAGCAGCUGCUGCUGCUGCAGAAAUUUCAGAGCCGCGCCAGCGGCAAAUAAGAUCAGCAGCAAUAGCAGCAACAGCAGCAGCAACAGCAGCAGCAACAACUGCAGCGACAGCAACAGCUGUAGCAAAAGCACAGGAGCAGCUGCAGCAACAGCAGCAGCAGCUGCAUCAACAGCAGCUGCAUCAACAGCAGCAGCAGCAGCUGCAGCAACAGCAGCAGCAGCUGCUGCAGCAACAGCAGCAGCAGCAGCUGCUGCAGAGACUUUAG
Molecule: messenger RNA, 618 nt
Organism: Eimeria mitis
Lineage: Eukaryota; Apicomplexa; Conoidasida; Eucoccidiorida; Eimeriidae
Exons: 3
Coding region: 1-618 (205 amino acids)
Source: RefSeq, a predicted model, not a curated record